AUGACGAUGGGCAAAGAAGAAGAAAAACAACAACAACAACAACACAUUCCGUGGCGUCCGAGAGAUUUCUCGAGCGUGAAGAAUCAUCCUUUGAGCGGGAUAACUUUCGCGCAGUGGUAUCGGUUGGUGAGGAAGUAUCGCGGGGACAUCGAGUACUUUCGGUAUUUCCCUCGACUGGUUUUUCUGACCGUGAUGUCGAUGUUCAACGCGCUCUUUGCGUGCGUUGAGAUGGUGUGUUACGGUAGCGCGAUUUCUAAAACGAUCGUUGACGAUGAUCCGGUCAUCAUCGUCGGUCAUCCGAGAACUGGGACGACGCAUUUGCACAAUCUUUUAACUCUAGAUGAGGAUUCGUUUUACACGUGCACGACGUUUGACGUCGGGUUUCCGAGCUCGUUUCUGUUGUUUCCAAAACGAGUGAGGGAAAUGUUAAAAACAAUCAUGGACGACACGAGACCUAUGGAUAACAUGAGAUUGGCCCACGAUUCGCCGCAAGAGGACGAAGUGGCGACGAACCAGUUAUCCAGUUGUCUCGCGUCGCCGUACGCGCCUUUGAUGUUUCCGAAAUUGGAAGAAAAGUUUCGACCGUUUUAUCGCUUGGACGGAGAAGACGAAGAGUAUCCGUGCAAACUGGAAGACGCUCGAAUUUGGCGCGAUAAUUUUUGGUAUUUCGUGCAAAAAGUCACGUAUGCCGCAGAAAGCAGUCGAAAGAAAGACGAUGCUCCGAAGAAGAAAAGACGAAGAUUGGUGUUGAAAUCGCCCGUGCAUAUGGCUCGGAUCAAACUUUUAGCGCGCAUGUUCCCGAAGGCCCAGUUUUUAGUGUGCCAUCGUCACCCGUACGAAACCUUUCAAAGCGCGGCAAAUAUGGCCGAUAAGUAUUACUGGUCCUGUUUCUUGCAAGCACCCAGAAAUCGAGAAGAAAUCGAGGAGUUUAUAUUUCGACAAGGUGAGAUUUUACACGACGCGUACGAGAAGGAUUUGAAAGAUAUCGAUGAUCUAACACCCCGCGUGAUGGAAAUUCCUUUCAAAGAGUUGGACGAAAAACCGCUUCAAACUUUAGAGAAGAUUUACAACAAGUUUGAGUUUAAGCCCAGAAAAGAAAAGUACAAAGGGAGCGACGCAGAAACGAAAGCGAAAGCAUACAUCGAAUCCUCGGCGUUAAAAAACUUCAAGAAGAACGCGUUCGCGGCGGAUUUGAGCCGAGCGACGAAAAGAGAAAUCAACCGGCGCUGGAGAACGUGGUUUCGCUUGUUCGAUUAUACCAAGUUUUAG
This is a messenger RNA of Bathycoccus prasinos, 1269 nucleotides long. RefSeq lists its product with no specific name. Bases 1 to 1269 code for a protein of 422 amino acids. The transcript has a single exon. The record is from RefSeq and is a predicted model, not a curated record. Lineage: Eukaryota; Viridiplantae; Chlorophyta; Mamiellophyceae; Mamiellales; Bathycoccaceae.